Molecule: messenger RNA, 6703 nt
Organism: Onychostoma macrolepis
Lineage: Eukaryota; Metazoa; Chordata; Actinopteri; Cypriniformes; Cyprinidae
Gene: cux2b
Product: cut-like homeobox 2b
Exons: 22
Coding region: 637-5076 (1479 amino acids)
Biological process (GO): regulation of DNA-templated transcription
Molecular function (GO): DNA-binding transcription factor activity, RNA polymerase II-specific; DNA binding
Source: RefSeq, a predicted model, not a curated record
UUGUUUAUGAUGUUACCGUUCACAUCUUCAGCUAAAAUAUUUUUUAUGAAAGCCCAAAAAGAGUUUUAAUAGGGGCGAUUUUAUCACGCUUAUCUCCGUGCACUUCAUUAUUCAAGGACACUAUCAAAAUACACAUUCACUCUUUUCACUUCAAACACAAAAGCUUUCACCCAUUCAGUGUUUAUUCUAUUCGUGCGACUCCUCCGCUGCGUUUAUGGCACGCAUUACGCAUUAUUGACCUAAAGUUGCAAAUCUCAUUAUGUGGGGCUCAUUAAUGAUAUGUAACGAUUUCGCCGUUUUACGCAUCAAACAUCUGGCGACGCGCAUUGGUUGCUCGUUGUUCUCCUUCCACUUCCCAGACGUUAUUGAUCAACCCGUUACGUCAGUAUUGAUAACUUUACCAAACCCAAAAUCAAGUGCAAUCCCGGGAGCAGCACUAAUGCAUCUAUAUGCAUCUAUAUUCUGUUCAUAUCGCAUCCACCGGCUCUGGCGCGCUGCGCGUCCCGUCUAGUUUUCCACAACUGUUAUUUUCCUAACAUUUUUUUUUUCCAUGUGGAGUGUAAUCGUCAACGCUGUUUAACGGGGGGAAUCCAGCCCAUAUAUUUAUUGUAGCCGCUCUUGAAUAUUGUGCUCAAGAUGGCCGCCGAUGUGGGAUCGAUGUUUCAAUAUUGGAAGAAAUUUGAUCUCCGGCGGCUUCAGAGGGAGCUAAAUUCAGUGGCGGCACAACUAGCAGGCCGACAGGAAGAGAGCGAGGACUCCCAUAAGCACCUGGUGGAACUGAGCCGUGAAUUCAAGAAAAAUGUCCCAGAGGAGGUGUUGGAGAUGGUUUCCCCUGUCCUCAAGAGUUUCCAAGCUCAGGUGGUUGCGUUGAGCCAGCGCAGUAAGGAGGCGGAGUCUGCGUUCCUGGGAAUAUAUAAACAGCUGAUCGAGGCCCCAGAUCCGGCUCCGCUGCUGCAGGCCACUCAGGAGCGUCUGGCAGAACUUCAGCGUUCGGCUCCUGACAGUGACGCUCUGCUCACAGAAAUCUCGGAGCACUGGAGAAAACACCUGGAGUGCCUUGACAAAGCAGAACACACAGAGGAGGGGCCUGUAUCCGUGGAGACGGGGGAGGCAUCGUCACUGCUGCCCCACAUGAUGACACCAAACAGCACACAGAACGUCCAGGAUGGAGACGUCCCGCUCCAGAAUCACCAGGACCCACAGCAAGGGGAGGAACAUGAAUCAGACGUUUCGCUGCCUGUCAGACUCGGCCAGGCUGAGGACCGGAUCAAAGCGCUUCAGUCAUCGCUCAACUCGGCCCGAACGGAGCUGCACGAACUGAGGUGUAAAUACGACAGAGAAAUGGCGGAAAAAGUGGAGGAGAUGGGCGCGCUAAUGGCGAACCUGGAGAAGGCCAACCAGAGAGCGGAUCUGGCCCAGAGGGAGGUGGAGAAGCUGAGGGAGCAGCUCGCCAGCACUUCUAAAGGGACCGGCCCAUCAGAGGAGCGACCCAAGGAGGAGAGGGCGCGCGAGGAGCGAGACGAGACCUCGCUGUCCCGGCUGGAGGCGGUGCUGUUCUCCAAGGACAGAGAGAUCUUGCGACUGCUCGAGAACGUCCAGAGACUCCAGUUCACCUUACAGGAGGUCCAGGACUCCUCGGCCAAUCAGAUCGCAGAGCUGGAGCGGCAGCUGGCCUAUAAGUCAGAAGCUAUAGAGACCCUGGAGGCCAAACUACAGUCCCAGAUGGAUUAUGAAGAGGUCAAAACAGAACUCAGCAUCCUGAAAGCCAUGAAACUGGCAUCAGCCAACGGAAGUUCAUCCCAGGAAUCGGGCAAAACCGCUGAGGCUCUGCUGCUGGACAAAGAAGCCUUUCUGCCCUCUCACAAAUUUCUUGUGGAUAAAGUCAGAGUGUUACACAACAGCGACGAGGGUCACUCUGAGGACUCCAGUAAGGAUGUGAGUCGCCCGGCGGGGUCAUAUUCCUCUCCUCCAGGAACACUGCCCAUAGAUGGCCGCACUUCCUCCAGCCCAGGACCGCCCACCACUGACACGCCUUCCUCCAUCCACGAACUGCCCCGCCCCUUCUCAGUGUCGCCCUUCUCGGGCGAGAAGCUUCCCGGAGAUCAGCUCCUGCAGAAACAGCUCCUGUCUCCACUCUUCAAGAAAGAUGGCAGCUCCAUCAUGGCGUUCCCCACCGCCCUCUACGCCGCCAAAGCGGCCCUCAUGUCAGCCAAUCAAAACGCCUCAAUGCCCAUCGCCAUGGAGACAGGCAUGCCAAGCGACCAAUCGGAGAGCGGAAGCUCGGGGGGAGGAGACGACGAUCAGUUGGACACGGCAGAAAUCGCCUUCCAGGUCAAAGAGCAGCUGCUGAAACACAACAUCGGUCAGCGUGUGUUUGGCCACUAUGUGCUGGGCCUCUCGCAGGGCUCGGUCAGCGAGAUCCUGGCUCGACCCAAACCCUGGAGGAAGCUCACCGUCAAGGGCAAAGAGCCUUUCAUCAAAAUGAAGCAAUUCCUGUCAGAUGAACAGAACAUCCUGGCAUUACGCACCAUUCAGGUUCGCCAGCGAGGGAGCAUCACUCCUCGCAUCCGAACUCCUGAAACUGGGUCAGAUGAUGCCAUCAAGAACAUUCUAGAGCAGGCCAAGAAGGAGAUCCAGUCACAAAGAGGAGAUUGUAAAUCGUCUCUAGGCUGUUCAUCAGGCCGUAACAGCUCCGGAGGAAGCAGCAGUUCAGACGAAACCAUCAAGAGCAUCCUGGAGCAGGCCCGUCGAGAGAUGCAGGCGCAGCAGCAGGCCCUGCUGGAGAUGGAGGUGUGCGGCCGGGCGUCCUCCAGCGAGCGUCUCACCCUGCAGGACCCCACCAAGGUUCAGCCGCCCCCCACGCCGCCUUUCAUCAAACAGGAAGAGGGUGUGUCCAAUCCCGCCGGCAGCCCUCAGACGCCCCUGAGCGUCCUGUCCCCUGCCGCCUUCGUCCAAAACAUCAUCCGCAAGGUAAAGUCGGAGAUCGGUGAGGCUGGUGCGUAUUUCGACCAGCACUGGUCUGCCGAGCGCGGCGCGGUCGUGAUGAGCAUGGGCGGCACCGCUCACCCCUUCACCUCUGUGUCUCCGUCGCUCUCCUCCUCUUCAUCCACGGGACAUGCAUCCAUGCCUCGUCCCUGGCCGCGGAUGGAGAACGGAGACUGUCCCGUGAACGGUGAGGAAGCGUCCGCCCCUGAGGACGAGCCCGUGUUGGGACGGCCGCUGGAGAUCAAGGUGGAGCCGGACGCGUCAGUCAGCGGAGAGUCGCCCUGCGGAGGAGGACGGGUGUCGUACUACCCCACCUACAUCCCCCGAACCCUGAAGCCCACCGUCCCGCCGCUGACCCCAGAGCAGUAUGAGAUGUACAUGUACCGCGAGGUGGACACCCUCGAACUCACCCGGCAGGUGAAGGAAAAACUGGCCAAGAACGGGAUCUGCCAGAGGAUCUUCGGAGAGAAGGUGUUGGGCUUGUCUCAGGGCAGCGUGAGUGACAUGUUAUCCAGACCUAAACCCUGGAGUAAGCUCACUCAGAAGGGCCGCGAGCCGUUCAUACGCAUGCAGCUCUGGCUGCUGGACCAGCUGGGUCACGGACUCAACCAGCUGCCCAACCACAGCCACAGCCACAGCCACAGCCAGGAUAAGAGCCCUGUGACAACCCGCUCGUCCCCGUCCCCUCCUGCGAGUCCUGAGGACGGACCCCCCAGCAUGACCCUGGAGCCCGUGAGUCUGGCGCUGGAGAGCAGUAAGGAGAACCAGCACCCGCAGCACGCCGAACCCCACGGGGGCAAGAGCACGCCGGGCAUGAUGGUCCCGCAGCAGCCCCACACGCCGCUGGGCAUCCAGGAGCUGGUGGCCAUGUCUCCGGAGCUGGACACGUACGCCAUCACCAAGAGAGUGAAGGAAGUGCUGACCGACAACAACUUGGGUCAGCGUCUGUUUGGAGAGAGCAUUCUGGGAUUGACUCAGGGUUCGGUGUCUGACCUGCUGUCCAGACCGAAGCCCUGGCAUAAGCUCAGUCUGAAGGGCCGCGAGCCGUUCGUCCGCAUGCAGCUGUGGCUCAACGACCCGCACAACGUCGACAAACUCAGAGACGUCAAGAAAAUGGAGAAGAAAGCGUAUCUGAAGAGGCGAUACGGUCUGCUGAGUCCCGGCUCAGACAGCGAUUCCCCUGGCGCUCAUUCAGACUGCAUCAGUCCGGGUCUGACCCCGCUGGAGCUCUGCCCCUUCAGCCAGGCCAAGAAACCCCGUGUGGUGCUGGCGGCCGAGGAGAAGGAGGCUCUGAGGAAGGCGUAUCUGCAGGAGCCGUAUCCCUCGCAGCACACCAUCGAGAUGCUGGCCGCCCAACUCAACCUCAAAACCAACACCGUCAUCAACUGGUUCCACAACUACAGGUCCCGCAUGCGGCGAGAGGUCCUGAUGGAGGGUCUCCAAGACAACGACACAGACGCCGAGCACAACAACUACUCCCCGCUGACGUCCCACAGCCCCGCGUCCGACCGCGACGACAGGAAGCAGCCCUCGGCCGUCCGCAGCCGCCCUCUGAGUGCCGGCCCGCGCCGCUUCGCCCUCAAACAGGAGGCCAGCGAGCCGGACGAGGACGAGGAGCUCCGUCUGCGGCAGGCCAAGUGCUUCUCCGUCGGCGUCCAGUUCGCACAGCUCAAAAGCGACCUGGAAAUGGCCCCGCAUCGCUCGCUGGGUGUCAAGGACGAGGAACCGCCGAGGAACAGCCACGAGGGCGAGGAGCUGGAGAAGUCGCCCGAAGAUCCGGUCAGCUUCAAGGCUUCGUCCGAACCGUCCCGGAGCAGCCUGGAGGUGUCGCUCAACUCGCCCUCCGCCGCGUCCUCGCCCGGCCUCAUGAUGUCCGUGUCCCCCGUCCCGUCCUCUUCCGCCCCCAUCUCCCCGUCGCCGCCCAACCCACCAGCCCCGAGCCACCAUCACCCACCGAGCUCGCCCUCGCUCAACUCCAAACUCAACAAAAGCACUCAGAGACGCAACGAGAAGAUGGCCAACCUCAACAACAUCAUCCAUCGCCUGGAGCGGGCCGCCAACCGCGAGGAGACGCUGGAGUGGGAGUUCUAGACGAAGAGCGUAAGCGUCAGAUAUUUAUAAACACCUUUUAGCUAUUUUGAUAAAGUCACUUUGGAUUCUGCGUCACAGCGCUAGCUGGUUUUGAGGAGAGUCAACGUAGCGGUGUCAUGAAAUGCACACUGACGUCUUGUAGAUUGCCACUGGGUGAGAUUAUGAAAUAAAAGACCUCUGUCUUAAGCCAUCAAAAAGCACUACUUAUUUAAAAAACAAAACGAGAGAGACAAUGACCAAAUUUGCUAAUUUUUGAAUAGCAGUUUUUCAACUUUUGUCUGUAAGACGGGACAGCGAAGUCAAGUGACGUGCGACAGCUUCACGUUGACCGAGGGAUAGUCCUAAAAGACUCUAAAUAGUGAACAUUGCAUAUGUAUUUAGUUUCUUGGUGACAUGUUUUGGAUCUUUUGUUAUACAAGCGUACAACGUGUGAUUGUGUGUGUUGUAGAAAUCGUCUGCAAUAGCCUUCUCUGAACAAGAUGUAGCAUGGAACAUAAUUUACCCUCUAUUUCCUCUCUAGAUAGUAACCUGUGAUAUACUUGAGCGAUACUAUAAAAAGAGAAAAACAAGAAAAACAAGAAAAAAGGAAAUGUAAAAAAGUCGGUACGAUGGUAGAUGCAUUCUUGAUUUCGUGAACGUGUCAUUUUUUUAUUUUCGUUUUUUUUGGUUGGAUACUUUGAGGUUUUACACCAGGGUUCUUGUGCACAGUUUACACACUGCAAAAAAAAUCAUUCUCUUACUCUGUAUUUUUGUUGUUUUUCAGUACAAACAUCUAAAUACUUUUAAAUCAAGAUGUUUACUUGAAGCAAAAAGACACAAGUUUUUGCUUAAAACAAGAUUCUUUCUUUUUUUUUCUUCAGUAAACAAGGCUUAAUAUCACAUGUAAUUUGCUUCUCAAUUGAAACAAUCAAAAUUAAGUGAGUUUUUGCUAAAAAAAAAAUUAAAAAACAUCAGUGGGAUAAGAAAAUCUUUAAAGAAAGAAAAUGCCUUUAAUCUUUGGAAAAAAAAAAUAUAUAUAUAUUUUUCUUACCCCAUUAGCAGAUUUUUUUUGUUUCCUGUUUUAAGCAUAAACAGUAUAUAGUUUUACAGUAUAAAUAUCCAAACGUACUUGAUUUGAGAUUUUAAGUGAGUUUAUGCUUAAAUCAAGAAAAAAUGUCAGUGUGGUGAUAAAAAAGUGUUUUGAAUUAAGUUUAUUUUUCUUAGCCCACUGACAGAUAUUUGUCUUGUAAGCAUUAACUCACUGAAUUUUAUUUUAUUUUUUUCAGAAAACAAGGCCUAACAUCUUAAAUCAAUUCACAAAUUAGAUUCCUUUUUUUUUCUUAAAACAAAACAAAAAAAUCUGUAGGUGGGCUAAGAAAAAUAAUGACAAUAAAAAUAAUCUUGUUUUCCCUUUAAAUGAAGUUUAUUUUCCUUACUCCACUGACAGAUAAUUGUUCAUGUUUUAAGCAUAAACUCACUUCAUUUGAAUUUUUCAGUAAGCAAGACAUCAUAUCUUAAGUCAUUUUGCUUCUCAAGUAAAUGCAUCUUGAUUUAAGAGUUUUUAGAUAUUUUUUGAAUGGAAAACAACACAAAUACUCUGUUUUUGCAGUGCACAUUCUCAAUAAUUCAUGCCAGCUGUACCUCACUG